Aspergillus melleus is the source of this 3230-nucleotide messenger RNA. It is a transcript of the gene MPE1, whose product is annotated as Protein mpe1, variant 2. The record is from RefSeq and is a predicted model, not a curated record. Bases 1409 to 2962 code for a protein of 517 amino acids. Lineage: Eukaryota; Fungi; Ascomycota; Eurotiomycetes; Eurotiales; Aspergillaceae. Gene Ontology annotation, cellular component: nucleus. Gene Ontology annotation, molecular function: zinc ion binding; ubiquitin protein ligase activity; nucleic acid binding. The transcript has 2 exons. Gene Ontology annotation, biological process: ubiquitin-dependent protein catabolic process; mRNA processing; protein ubiquitination.
UGGCAAGUGUUGGGGGCGGCAGAUUGCUUCUCUUUCAUACUAUCAACAAUAAUGGAUCUCUAGCAUGCAUGGGCCAGGAGCCGCUGGCUGGGCCCACGUGACUCCCCCAGUCGCCACCAUCCACAACUUUGCGAAUUCAUCCCAGCAUCCUGACCCAUCACCAACGCCGUUCACCCACAACCCACAUCAUCUACAUCCCUGACACCGCCAAUCAAUAUAGGGAGUCUCUACUCACAAUCCGCAUAUUCUCGAUCUUGCUUAUAGUUUGCGACACUUCCUCGAGUUUCAAACUUCCAUUCAGGAUAACAUCCACAGCUGAUCAGCUUUCGGUCAUUUUCUCCUAGCCUUCCCUGGAUCACACUAUCCCGAUCGUUGUCGCGUAUGGGUUUCUUCCGUCAGAGCGCACAGAGAACCGGUUCUUGUCAGCAUAUAUUAUCAACGCAAGGAUCAGGACCUUGAUUCUACUUGGUGGACUGGCAAGACCUUUGAGACUUCCCUUUGACUUAUCUACUGCGAAGCCACAAGUUUCCCCUUUUUUCCUUUUUUCUGUAAUCAUCAGACUUGACCUUGUUCGUAUGCAGUGAAUGGUACACCUGCCAUCCAGCAAUCAUCAAGAAGAGUCUUUUGAGUUCAUGAGUUCGAGCAAUAUCGCCAAUAGACAUUGGGCUGUCGAUCUCCAAGAAUCUAUAAAGGAAGGUUUUCGAGUCGUUAAACUUGUCACCGGCGCUUUGCCAGCUUCUUAAGUAUCAAUCAUUAUUUCCAUUUCCUAUAUUGUCGCCUGUAUCCUUCUCCAUUGUCAAAGCGGUGCCCCUUAAAGAAUUCUUGAUCUAAUUACGUCCACAAACAUUUUCGUUGGCCGUGCAAUUGAAUACAAUGUCAUCCUCUGUUCACUUCAAGUUCAAGUCUCAGAAAGAACCCUCCAGGGUAACCUUUGAUGGCACCGGUAUCUCUGUCUUUGAAUUGAAACGCGAAAUCAUCAAUCAGAGUAGGCUCGGUGAUGGGACCGAUUUCGAGUUAUCUAUCUAUAACGAGGAUACUGGGGAAGGUGAGUCCUGUGAAUUGAGCAAUUAUCCAGCCUUUGUUUCGCCCUGCCUGCUCCUUACAAAAGAUUUUGGUUAUGGGUGGACUAGUAAACUAGAGCCCAUCACGGAGAGUAGGGGAAGGGAACAAACUGAAUGAAACAUGCAAAGCUGACCCAUCCUCACGGCCUUAGAGUACGAUGAUGAUACUACCAUCAUACCCCGUUCCACUUCCGUCAUCGCCCGGAGACUACCUGCCUCGCGGCCUGGGAAAGGUGGUGCUGCCCGUUAUGUAUCCGGGAAAAUGCCCGUCAAUGCGCGCAACGCUCCUCGUCAUGAUCAGACUUCGUCGACCCGGACAGCUUUAGGUUCUAGUAACACAGUCAGCAAUGGUGUUCAGGAACUUAAUAACGCUCAGACCGAAGAGGAGAAAAUCAAUGCGCUAUUCAAUCUGCAAGCCAAUCAAUGGAGGGAACAACAACAAGAGAUGGCGAAGUAAGUGUGCUCUGUUGGCGCCAAUGCAUAGGAAGCUAACACUGAUAUUUAGUGUCACGCCUGUCCCCUUCGGUCGAGGCCGAGGUAAACCAGUCAAUGUUCCCGAUCAUCCACCGCCACCCGGUUAUCUUUGUUAUCGAUGUCGUGAAAAAGGACAUUGGAUCCAAGCGUGUCCAACAAACAAUGACCCUAAGUUUGAUGGGAAGUACAGGGUCAAGAGAUCAACUGGUAUCCCUCGCUCCCUUCAAACCAAGGUCGAGAAGCCAGAGUCAAUCACCCUGGAUGGGUCUAGUGAAGACAUGAGAAAUACUGGCGUGAUGGUCAAUGCUGAUGGAGAUUUCGUUAUUGCAAAGCCGGACAAGGCAGCGUGGGAACUAUACCAAGAGAAGGCCAAAGCGUCCGCCGCCGCCGCCGCCGAAGCAGCAGCCGCAGAAUACAGCAAAGAGCUGCAAGCUCGAGGGUUGGAAUGCCCGAUUGACAAACGCAUGCUCCUAGAGCCCACAAAAACGCCGUGCUGCCAAAGAACUUACUGCAACGAUUGCAUUACGAAUGCUUUAAUAGAGAGCGAUUUCGUCUGUCCUGGGUGUGCGACUGAGGGAGUCUUACUUGAUAAUCUUUUCGUGGACGACGAGGCCGUCGCCAAGAUAAAGGCGUAUGAGACCGAAAAGGCAGAGUCCAAAAAGGAAAAGGAAAAACAACAGACUUCUCACGAAGAGCAGUCAGUUGCUGCAGAUGACCCCGCGGUUACGAUACCUGAAUCGACUUUACCCAGCCAAGGAGUAAAUGCAGAAUCGAAAAAAAGACCAGCCGAGGAUGAGCAUCCCAGCACGUCUACCGGAGAGUCCAUUGCCAACACUUCAAAGAAACACAAGACCGACAGCAUUCAAACGACAAGCGAGAAGUCCACUUCACAAACUCAAAAUCCUGCUGGAUCUACUACGAAUCCUUCCUUCAGCCAGCAGAUGUCUUUUCCCGGCCUCGGUUUCAUGCAGGCUUCCGGUAUUCCUGCAAUGCCGUUUCCUGACCCUGGAUUUGAGCCCAUUGGGUUUAUGAACAGCGCAAUGGGUUUGAAUCCGACCAGCAAUUUUCCGGCCCCUAUGGAUCAAGCAUGGAACCCUAUGAAUACUCUAGGCUUCAACACACUUUCAGCGGGGCCUUACAAUGACCAUGUCAGCGGUGCAAUGCACGGCGGAUAUGGCACAACUGGUAUGUACAAUGGCGUUGGGGAUACGCCGAACAACAUAUUUCCCGUGUCUACAAUGGUGGGACAUAAUCCAGGAUUCCCGCAGGGACCGGGAAUGGGUCAUUUCUCGAACCAGCAACGAACCACGUUCAGCACCCCGUAUGCGAGAGAAGAAGAUACGGCUUAUUUCCGCCAACCUGUCAAUCCGCAAAGACACCAGGCAAGACAUCGGAGGAUAAGACCUAGUGAUUACCGAGAGCUGUAAGUCUGACAGAAUCAUGUGGCGGUCUUCACAAACGGCUGUGCCGUGCGGGUGGCGGCGUAUUUCUUAUUUCCUGUACAACUUAUAUUCCUGUAACAUUUCGACUCUUUGCACGCAUGUCCUAGCAGGAAUACUUAAUCGGCCUAGUCACAACACGAUAGGAAAGCAUUCGCAUUUGGACUUAAUUUGACUAUUACGGUUGCUGCUGCUUUUUUCUGUAGUUAAUUGAGAAAACUAAGAAGGAAAUGAAGAGAUGACUAUCUCGUUAUUC